UCUAAUGUCUCAGGAAGGUGAUUAUGGGAGGUGGACCAUAUCGAGUAGUGAUGAAAGUGAGGAUGAAAAGCCUAAAGCGGACAAGCCAUCUACCUCUUCUCUCCCUCACGCUGGGCACGGAGCGGCAGCUGAGCCCGGGUACACCUGCUCUGAGGCUCGGAAAGCCGCACACAGGAGGAAGAUGUCCCCGGUGAGGUGCAGCAACACAGAUUCAGUUUCACCUCUCAAAAGACAGAAAAGUGGCUCCCAGGAUGACCUAGGCUGGUGCGUGUCCAGCAGCGAUGAUGAGUUGCCACCAGAAACGCAGCAUAAACAGGCUGAGGAAGCGACGGUCAAAGAGGAGAAAGACAUCCCUCCUCCCAAAGAUGGUGCUGCCCAAAGAGCUGGAAACCAUGGGCCACCCGCCAGCCACAGACUCAAAGAGGAGGAAGAAAGUGAAUAUGAGACGUCAGGGGAAGGCCAGGAUGUUUGGGACAUGCUGAGUAAAGGGAACCCCUUCCAGUUUUACCUCACCAGAGUCAAGGGAAUUAAGCCAAAGUACAACUCUGGAGCCCUCCACAUCAAGGAUAUUUUAUCUCCUCUAUUUGGAACGCUUGUUUCUUCAGCUCAGUUUAACUACUGCUUUGACGUGGACUGGCUCGUAAAACAGUAUCCACCCGAAUUCAGGAAGAAACCAAUCCUGCUUGUGCACGGUGAUAAGCGAGAAGCUAAGGCUCACUUACACGCCCGGGCGAAGCCUUACGAGAACAUUUCCCUCUGCCAGGCAAAGUUGGAUAUCGCAUUUGGAACACAUCACACGAAAAUGAUGCUGUUGCUCUAUGAAGAAGGCCUCCGGGUUGUCAUACACACCUCCAAUCUCAUUCAUGAGGACUGGUACCAGAAAACUCAGGGCCCUUGUACCCACGGAUCGUCCACGGAACCCCCAGAUCUGGAGAAUCAACAACACAUUUUAAAGCUGACCUCAUCAGUUACUUGACGGCUUACAAUGCUCCGUCUCUCAAGGAGUGGAUAGACACCAUCCACGAGCACGACCUCUCUGAAACAAAUGUUUACCUUAUUGGUUCAACUCCAGGACGCUUUCAAGGAAGCCAGAAAGAUAACUGGGGACAUUUCAGGCUCAGGAAGCUCCUGAGAGAACACGCCUCGUCCACACCCAAAACAGAGCCCUGGCCCCUGGUGGGUCAGUUCUCAAGCAUUGGCUUCUUGGGGGCUGAUGAGUCAAAAUGGUUAUGUUCUGAGUUUAAAGAGAGCUUGCUGACACUGGGGAGGGAUAGCAAGAUUCCUGGAAAAAGCACCGUGCCUCUUCAUUUGAUCUAUCCUUCUGUGGAGAAUGUGCGGACCAGCUUAGAAGGCUAUCCUGCUGGGGGUUCUCUUCCCUACAGCAUCCAGACAGCUGAAAAACAGAAUUGGCUGCAUUCCUAUUUUCACAAAUGGUCAGCCGAGACUUCUGGCCGCAGCAAUGCCAUGCCACAUAUCAAGACAUACAUGAGGCCCUCUCCAGACUUCAGUGAAAUUGCUUGGUUCCUUGUCACAAGUGCGAAUCUGUCCAAAGCCGCCUGGGGAGCUCUGGAGAAGAAUGGCACCCAGCUGAUGAUCCGCUCCUACGAGCUUGGGGUCCUUUUCCUGCCUUCAGCAUUUGGCUUGGAUAGCUUCAAAGUGAAACAGAAGUUCUUCUCUGGCAGCCAUGGGCCGACAGCUUCCUUUCCUGUGCCAUAUGAUCUUCCUCCAGAACUGUACGGACAUAAAGAUCGGCCAUGGAUUUGGAACAUUCCUUAUGUCAAAGCACCAGACACACAUGGAAACAUGUGGGUGCCCUCCUGAGAAGCUGAAGGAUUGAAAUGUAAGCAAAAGGCUGAGCCCCCAGCACCGGAUGUUUCCCUCCCCGACAGGCUUGUUUGCAUCCCUGCAAAGGUCACUCUUGUGAAUGUGGAGGCUGGUUAUACUUUUAAGGUCAUUAUUAAUAUUCUCAUAAAGAAAAGUUUGGUUCACUUUUGUAUAUUUUUGGAAGUAAACUAU
Molecule: messenger RNA, 2016 nt
Organism: Tupaia belangeri chinensis (Chinese tree shrew)
Lineage: Eukaryota; Metazoa; Chordata; Mammalia; Scandentia; Tupaiidae
Gene: TDP1
Product: tyrosyl-DNA phosphodiesterase 1
Biological process (GO): DNA repair
Cellular component (GO): nucleus
Molecular function (GO): double-stranded DNA binding; 3'-tyrosyl-DNA phosphodiesterase activity; single-stranded DNA binding
Source: RefSeq, a predicted model, not a curated record